This is a messenger RNA of Hibiscus syriacus, 1695 nucleotides long. RefSeq lists its product as uncharacterized. The annotation marks the transcript as partial. The record is from RefSeq and is a predicted model, not a curated record. Lineage: Eukaryota; Viridiplantae; Streptophyta; Magnoliopsida; Malvales; Malvaceae. The transcript is spliced from 7 exons.
AUGCCUUUACUAACUACGAGUUCUCUCCAAACGGAAGAAUUUGGUUCCUUUGGAAGAAAGGAAUUGAUAUUUCUUUCUGUCACUCUUCUACCCAAAAGUAUCACUGUUAAUUGCUCUUAUAUUGACUCUCAUUUCAUCAUCACUGCUAUCUAUGGCAACAACUGUGGUCCUACCCGUAGAAUUCUUUGGCAAACCCUUAAAGACAUUGAUCAUAGGUUUGGCUCCCUUCCUUGGAUCCUAGGAGGGGAUUUCAAUAAUUUUCUUGACUCCAAAGAAAGUUCAGACUCUGAUCUCCUAGGUCCUUACAUUUCUCCUGAUAUGGUUGAUUUUCAAAAUGUUACUCAAGAUCUUUCCUUACAAGAUCAUCCGUUUUUUGGUCCAACCUUCACUUGGAGCAACAUACAAAGAGAAUCUUACAUAGCAAUGAAACUUUAUAGAGUUCUCAUCAAUUCUCUUUGGGCUACCACUUUUCAGAACUCUUUUGUUGAAUUCACUACCCCUGGGCCUUCAGAUCACUGUAUGGGUCUUGCAUGGCCUUCCCAUGGUAACCAUAUGCAGAAAUUAUUUACUAAGCUCAAACGUCUUAAACCUUGUUUACAUAAUCUAAACCAUGAUCAUUUCAGUAACAUUUCUGCUAAGGUUAAACAAAAGAAGGCUAAGCUGAAUCAUAUUCAAAUUGAAACUCUUAAAGGCACCUCCUCUAUUGAUAAAGAACUGAUUGCUCAAAAGGAGCUGAAGGAUUUAGAGGACUCUGAGCAUAUGUUCCUUAAGCAUAAAUCCAAAAUACAGUGGAUUAAAGAUGGUGAUAAAUGCACUAAACUUUUCCACUCUUCCAUUGCUUCAAAAAAUAAGAGAGAUACCAUCAGAGUUCUUUUUAACAAUGAUGGUAAAAGGCUUGAUUCUUAUGAUGCUAUAACAUCUGAAAUCAUUGAUUUUUUCAAACACCAUUUAGGAGAGGAUGUUAUCAAUGCUAUUAAAUAUUUCUUUAAAGAGGCUCACAUAAGCCCUGCUUUAAACUCCACAAAAAUAGCUUUGAUUCCAAAAAUUCCAAACCCUAGUAAAAUCAAAGACUAUAGACAUAUUUCCUGUUGUUCUGUGGUGUAUAAAACUGUCACUAAAAUUCUUGUCAAAAGACUGAAUCUUCUACUACCUGAUCUUAUAUCACUAAAUCAAACAGCUUUUGUGAAAGGUAUAUCUAUAAUUGACAACACUCUCAUCGCUCAAGAAUUGGUGAAAGGGCUGCCCUCACAUUUAUUAAGUGAAUUGAAGCUUGUUUCAGGGAAGCUAGGAUUCAACCCAGGUUUCCUUCCUGUUAGAUACCUUGGUGUUCCUCUUGUUACUAGAAAGUUAACUGCUAAAUAUUGUCUGCCUCUUAUUGAAAAUAUCAAACAAAGGCUUCAUCAUUGGUCUGGGAAAUUAUUAAGUUAUGCAGAUAUGGCUGCUACAGGAGCUAGAAUCAGUUGGGAGAAUUUAUGCUGCCCCAAAUCCGAAGGCGGAACAAGAUCUUUGUGGGUUGCCUGGAUUCAUUCCUAUGUGAUUAAAUGCAAUAAUUUCAAUGAUAUAAAUGAAAGCUCUUCUUAUAGUUGGUGCUCCAUGAAACUUAUUAAACUUCGAAGCGAAGCACUUCAUAUUCUAAGCAAUGGAAUUUCGAAGACAAGAGAUCUAUGGGAGGAAAUCAGAGUCCAUAAAGCAAAG